AUGCGCUGGUACGCUUCUAUUAAACCCUUGCUGCAUUUGCCUGGUUUUAGUGGGUACCCGGUGUGGCGUAGACUGGUUCUUGCCGAAGUGAAAAAGGUAUUGCGUGUUCCCUCCUUCGUGGAUUUUUCAAACUCACCGUCAUCGACUAAGAAUAAUCUUUUGAGAGCCACGAUGCAAGUCGAAAUCCGUGGAUCAGAAUACACGGAAAAUUUCCGAAUAUUUUUCAAAAAUGAUGAAGGACGGUACAUCUCUCCGAUGCAUGAUAUUCCAUUGUUUGCGAAUGUCGAGAAAAACAUUUUGAAUAUGGUUGUCGAAAUUCCUCGCUGGACAAAUGCUAAAAUGGAGAUUGCAACGAAGGAUCCGCUGAACCCCAUUAAACAAGAUUCGAAAAAUGGGAAGCUCAGGUUUGUUCAUAACUGUUUCCCGCAUCAUGGUUAUAUAUGGAAUUAUGGAGCUCUACCGCAGACUUGGGAGAAUCCGCAUGUGACGGAUCCUCACACCGGCGCCAAAGGGGAUAAUGAUCCACUAGAUGUUGUGGAGAUCGGUUCAAGAGUUGCCAAACGGGGUGAAGUGAUCGAGGUUAAAGUUAUUGGAAUCCUGGCUAUGUUGGAUGAUGGUGAAACGGACUGGAAAGUGAUUGCUAUCGACGUCAGGGAUCCAGUUGCCGAGCAAAUCAACGAUAUGAAAGACUUGGAGAGAUUAAUGCCGGGUUACUUCAGUGCUACUGUGGAGUGGUUCCGAAUUUAUAAGAUGCCAGCAGGUUCUCCGCCAAACGAAUUCGCAUUUGAUGGUGACGCUAAGGAUCAAACGUUCGCCCUGCGGAUUAUCGAAGAGACCCACAACGAGUGGAAGAAAUUGAUGAAUGGAACGACAAAUAAAGGAAAGCUUGAACUGACGUGUACGUCUUCUGAUGCCGGAGGUGUGAAAGUGGACGAUGAUGCAGCUGUCGGUAUUGUUAGUGCAUUUGGUCCUGCCGAAGGAAAGGGUGAAAUUCCGGAAGAAGGUGAAGCAUUUACCGAACUUCAAGUGAAGAUGGCUGAUACAAAUGCGAAAAUGGCUUUGGCAAAUCACCAGACUGAAAAUCUCCGCAGAGUUGUUCAACGCUCAGUUCUUACUGACAACGAAAUGGAGAAUCUCCCGGUGGAUACAAAGGUGUACGAGCCAGUGGGACGAGUUUUCGCCAUGACGAGUAUACCUGCUGUGAGAGGCUCACUCAAAGUGAAAGAAGAUGAAGCAUUGGAAAAAAUCAAGGCAUUAGAAGAACAGAAAGCACUGUUCAGCAACAGCCUAAAAGACGCAGAAGCCAAGCUUCGCGCUUUGCUUUCUUUUAAGCUAUUUCAGAGACGUAAAUUCCAAUACGUCAUGUCCGAAUACCCGGAAGCUGAAGUUAACCAGCUCCUGGACAUGGGGUUUUCUUUGGAGCUUGUAAAAUUUUCGUUGAAUGCGAACAGUCGAAACGUGAACGACGCUGUGGAAUGGCUUUUGGUGCAUGGGGAGGAUGCCGAACGGUCCAUGUUGGAGUCGAUGUCGACAGGCAAUGCUUCUGCCGAGGAAGAAAAUAAGCCAGCGGAAUCUGAGGAAAAAGGCGUCGACGAUGAAGGCAAAUCUUUAGCGAAAAGCCUCAAGUGUCUCGAUUGCAACACGUUGUUCUCGAAUGUUGAUGAAGCGGAGAUCCACGCCUCUAAAACUAAACACGUCAAUUUUUCUGAAUCAACGGAGGAAAAGAAACAUUUGACGGAAGAGGAGAAAAAAGAUCGUAUUUUGAAACUUCAAGAAAGACUGAAACUGCGUCGUUUGGAGCGUGAACAGCAAGAAAAAGAUGCGGCUAUCAUGAAGGAAAAAAAUCGUAUCAAAACUGGGAAGGAGAUCGCCGAGAUGCGUCGCAAACACGAGGAGCAGGAGAUGAAAAAAAUCGCUGAAGAACGUAGGCGCGAAAAAUUAGAGGAAAAACAGGCAAGACAGCGUGUGUUGGAACAAAUCGCGAAGGAUAGAGCUGAAAAAGCACAGAAAUUGGACAAUGUGAUCCCGAAAAUGCCAUCUACGCCUGAGCCGGCAGCUGGCACGUCUUCAUCCGAGGGAAAAAAAUCUUACGAUAAAACUACGCUUCAGCUUCGCUUACCGAAUGGAUCUACCCUUACCGGGACGUUUGGGGCGAAGGAAACUCUCGCGUCUGUACGUUUGUUUGUCGCAAAUUCAACGGGCAACUUCCGCGAUCCUACCAAAAUAGGGUUGAUGACGAAUUUUCCGAAGCGAGUUUUUUCUUCCGAGGAUUCAGAUGCCCCACUUUAUUCCCUUGACUUGGUGCCUUCGGCCGUGCUGUACGUCAAGUUCCUUGAAAUUUCCGUUGAUGCGGGCAUCUGAUUAUUCCUUUCGACGUUUCGUUUUGAUGGCUUUUUGGGUCUUAUGUUUGAGUUAAAGUGUGUAAAUUUUGUUUGAAGCCCCGUUUGUGCUUCUUUCAGUGGUCGAUUACAUCUCAAAUUUUUGCUCGUGCGGGUCGCAGUAGAUCCAUU
Notodromas monacha is the source of this 2510-nucleotide messenger RNA. NCBI's taxonomy places the organism in Eukaryota, Metazoa, Arthropoda, Ostracoda, Podocopida, Cyprididae. The record is from the annotation of a GenBank genome assembly.